Messenger RNA from Emericellopsis atlantica, 864 nucleotides. Its product is annotated as phosphatidic acid phosphatase type 2/haloperoxidase. Bases 1 to 864 code for a protein of 287 amino acids. The record is from RefSeq and is a predicted model, not a curated record. The transcript has 3 exons. Gene Ontology annotation, molecular function: phosphatidate phosphatase activity. Lineage: Eukaryota; Fungi; Ascomycota; Sordariomycetes; Hypocreales; Bionectriaceae. Gene Ontology annotation, biological process: phospholipid metabolic process.
AUGCAGACAACAAAUGCGCCGGAUUAUGUCGGUCUGGUUGCGAUCAUUGUCUCAUACAUCUUGAUAAUCCUUCUUGUAACGCCCUUCAAAAGAUUGUUCUUCAUCAACGAUGUGAACAUCUCAUUUCCUCAUGCUGAGCAUGAGCGCGUCCCUGUCUUCAUGAACUUUGUGUACGCGCUCUUUAUACCACUGGGCGUGCUCAUCUUGAUCAACAUCCUCUUACUUCGCUCUUCUGCGCACAAACACGAGGCGACAUAUCUUCCCUUCCUGAUCUCUAUCACCUUUACGGCGCUCCUCACCGAUAUCCUCAAGAACGCCGUUGGCCGCCCCAGACCGGAUUUGCUCGCCAGAUGUGUACCAGCGAGUGACGCGCCUAUGAACGUCCCCGUAGACAUCAGUGUCUGCACGGCGCCACACAACACACACCUUCUACAGGAUGGAUGGCGCAGUUUCCCGAGCGGACAUUCGAGCUUUUCGUUCUCCGGGCUGGGCUUCGUGGCGCUGUAUUUUGCUGGCCAACUGGGCGUUUUCCGAACCGGCAGCCGUGAUCUAGGACGAUUUCUGGUCUUCCUCGCGCCAUUGGUGGGAGCCGCCAUGAUCGCUAUAUCUCGUUGCGAAGAUUAUCGCCACGAUGUAUACGACGUAUGCGUAGGCUCAGCGCUGGGAAUGACCGUCGCAUAUUGGAGCUACAGGAGAUACUGGCCGAAGCUGUCUAGUGCCAAGUGCAGCGAGCCGUACCCCCUGCCGACUAGGGAGGGUAUGAAUGGAGACAGUAAUGCUGUAUGGCAGCGUGUGCGAGAUGAGGAGGAAGCCAGUGCUGAUGUAGGCUACGAAAUACAGCCGCUGCAGACGGAAAAUGACUGA